CCACCGUAUGUGAUGCAGUAAUCAACAUGGCUGCGCCCUUAGAUAAACUUUUCACACGUGAAUUAGAGCGAAAUGACGACGAGGUAGUGAAAAUAAGCCAGUCAGAAAUCGGCGAUGUAGGUUGUGUGGUUUGGGACGCAGCUAUCGUUCUCAGUAAAUAUUUAGAAACCAGUGACUUUGACGGUGGCAAAUCGUGGAUGGGAAAGAAAGUCGUGGAACUUGGUGCGGGGACUGGAGUUGUCGGAAUAUUUGCAGCAAGUUAUGGAGCUGAUGUGAUAAUCACAGAUCUGCCUGAGUUUGUCCCUCUGAUGGAAUUGAACAUCAAGGAGAACUCUCACAUCAUCAGUGGAUCAGCAGAGGCAUGUAGUCUUACAUGGGGUCAAGACAGGUCAACAAAGUUUGACCACAUUGAUUUCAUCAUCAUUGCAGAUUGCAUUUAUUAUGAUGAGUCACUGGAGCCCCUGGUGUCAACUAUCACAGAGCUGAGUGACAUGGCCACUACAGUGUUGUGUUGCUAUGAGCAGAGGGAUACGGGCAAUAAGCCACAGCUGGAGAAAAAAUUCUUCCAGGUGUGUAUCCAAACUAUGCAAGGUUGAUAAAACAG
Messenger RNA from Haliotis rubra (blacklip abalone), 604 nucleotides. RefSeq names its product protein N-lysine methyltransferase METTL21D-like. The record is from RefSeq and is a predicted model, not a curated record. The coding region runs from base 27 to 596 and encodes 189 amino acids. Gene Ontology annotation, molecular function: protein-lysine N-methyltransferase activity. NCBI's taxonomy places the organism in Eukaryota, Metazoa, Mollusca, Gastropoda, Lepetellida, Haliotidae. Gene Ontology annotation, biological process: peptidyl-lysine methylation. Gene Ontology annotation, cellular component: cytoplasm; cytosol. The transcript has 3 exons.